Urocitellus parryii (Arctic ground squirrel) is the source of this 942-nucleotide messenger RNA. RefSeq names its product carboxymethylenebutenolidase homolog (gene Cmbl). NCBI's taxonomy places the organism in Eukaryota, Metazoa, Chordata, Mammalia, Rodentia, Sciuridae. The record is from RefSeq and is a predicted model, not a curated record. Gene Ontology annotation, molecular function: hydrolase activity.
CGGGUUGAGCCUCGGCCCCGCCGGGAGGCCGGCGCCCUCCGUCACCGCGUCGGCCUCCCGCGGGGCCGAGGCUCCUCCCCGUCCCGGCGCUGGCUCUCCCGCCUCGGCUCCCUGGGCUCCGGCUCCUGCUGCGGUCUCUCGGGUGCAGGGCAGUUCUCAGGCCGCGCCGCCAGCUGACUUUGAGGUCUCCGAUGGCUAACGAAGCUCAUCCCUGCCCCUGUGACAUUGGUCACAGACUGGAGUAUGGAGGCAUGGGGCAGGAAGUCCAAGUCGAACACAUCAAGGCUUAUGUCACCAGAUCCCCAGUCGAUGCCGGCAAAGCCGUGAUUGUCAUUCAAGACAUAUUUGGGUGGCAGCUGCCCAACACCAGGUACAUGGCUGACCUGAUUGCAGGAAACGGAUACACAACCAUCGUCCCCGACUUCUUUGUGGGGCAAGAGCCGUGGAGCCCCACUGGUGACUGGGCCACCUUCCCCGAGUGGCUGAAAACAAGAAAUGCCAGGAAGAUCAAUAGGGAGUUCGACGCUGUCCUGCGGUACCUGAAGCAGCAGUGCCAGGCCCGGAGGGUCGGCGUCGUGGGCUUCUGCUGGGGCGGCGUCGCCGUGCACCACGUGAUGAUGACGUACCCAGAGCUCAGGGCGGGGGUGUCCGUCUACGGCAUCGUCAAGGAUUCUGAAGAUGUUUACAGUUUGAAGAACCCCACGUUGUUCAUUUUUGCUGAAAAUGAUGCUGUGAUUCCCCUGGAGCAAGUCUCUUUGCUGACGCAGAAGUUGAAAGAACACUGCAAGGUUGAAUAUCAAAUUAAAACAUUUUCUGGGCAAACCCAUGGUUUUGUGCAUCGCAAGAAAGAAGAUUGUCUACCUGCUGACAAGCCUUACAUUGAUGAGGCGAGAAGGAAUUUAAUUGAGUGGCUGAACAAGUACAUUUAGUAGUGAACAGGUA